Molecule: messenger RNA, 2221 nt
Organism: [Torrubiella] hemipterigena
Lineage: Eukaryota; Fungi; Ascomycota; Sordariomycetes; Hypocreales; Clavicipitaceae
Source: the annotation of a GenBank genome assembly
AUGAAGGUCACUGCUUCCGUUGCUAUGAUUUUUGCGUCUGCUGCGCUGGUCGCGGCUGCGCCUACUGACAAGAACGUUGCUGAGCGUGCUAUUCUUGUGGCACUUCCCGCUUCUCAAGCUCCUGCAGUCGGCACUCCUGUUGCCAACCCUGGAGCCCAAGUCCCCGUCGUCGCUGUGCCUGCUCGUGGCAACGGCACUGCUGUGGAAGACGGCAAGAACAAGGGUAAGGAAGGCGAGAAGAAGAACGGUGAGAAGAAGAACGGUGAGAAGAAGAAUGGCGAAAAGAAGGGCGACAAGAACAAGGGUGGAAACGUCAACGGUGGCCAGCGUGGUAACGGCACCGAGGUUGCUAACCCGGCCGAUGGCAACAAGAAUGGCAAUAAGAACGAAGGUGCCAACAAGGGCAAGGAGGGUCAGAACGGCAAUAAGGAUGCCAACAAGGGACAAGAAGGAAACAAGGACGCCAACAAGGGCAAAGAUGCCAACAAGGACGCCAACAAGGGCAAAGAUGCCAACAAGGACGCCAACAAGGACGCCAACAAGGGCAAAGACGCCAACAAGGACGCCAACAAAGAUGCCAACAAGGGCAAAGACGCCAACAAGGAUGCCAACAAAGAUGCCAACAAGGGCAAAGACGCCAACAAGGAUGCCAACAAAGAUGCCAACAAGGGCAACGAGGGCAAGAAGGGUGCUGAUGCCAACAAGGAUGCCAACAAAGGACAAAACGGUAACAAUGGUCAGGACGCAAACAAGGGCAAAGAGGGUCAGAACGGUAACAAGGAUGCCAACAAGGGAAACAACAAUAACAAUGGUCAAAACGGCCAGAACGGUAACAAGGACGCCAACAAGGGACAAAAUGGCCAGAACGGCCAGAAUGGCAACCAGCAGCAGCAGCUCAACGAUCUCCUUGGCCUCAUUGCUGGCCUCCAGGGUGGUAAUGCCGCAGGCAACGGUGCUAACGGAGCCAACGCUGGCAAUGCCCAAGCCAUCAUCGAUCAGCUCACUGCCCUUCUGGGCAACGCUGGUGGUGCAGGCGGCGCAGGCGGCGCAGGCGGUGCAGGCGGUGCAGGCCAGACUAUUGCCAUCCCCAUUGGCCUGUAAGAGUAUUCACUCUGCUUCAGAAGGCUACUUAGAUGUAGCCUAUGCCUUCUGACAAGAUAAACCAUGAAAAGACUAGAGUGUGCGCGAGCAAAGUUGACGAGCUUGUAGUAUAUGCGUGGCCAAAUGUGACAAAUGUACACAUUGUGAAAUAUAUUACCCUCUAUAUAAACUCCAAAUGUUCCCUUCUCAUUAUGUGCAAAAGCAGAGCAUGUCGACCAUGCUUCUUCCUCCAUGUAAUCAUUCUGCGUGUCUUUCGUGACAUGAAAAUUCCAAUCGAAUCAUGGCCAAGGGGGCCCAAGAGUAUAUCUCAAACCGGGUACAAUGCUCUCCGGGCAAGAAAGCAUAAAUGCUAAAAAUCAUAUGCAGCUGAAAAUGUCGUCAUUGCAUUACAUGCACCCUCAUCCAUGAGCAGCGCUGUUUCCUCCUCCGCUUUUUAUAUCUGCCGUCGUAAUAAAACAAGAAAAUUGUGUGAAAUCGCUUCAAAUGCAUCGAAUCAAAAUAGCACGGCGACAGUGCAGAUAGUCGCCUAGAUUGGGUCGGCACACGGUGCUUUGCCCGCUCUCUGCGGAGCGGCUCGCCAGACAGCUGAGCUUGGAGGCAAGCGUGCGCGGCCGACCCGAUCAAUCUACUAUCUCGGCGGUGGUGCCGGUGCUUCUGCUGGAGCUUGUAGUUGAGCCGUAGCUGCCGCGGACCAUGUGUACUAGAUGCCAGAUGCCGAAGGAGAUGCCAGCCAGUACAACAAAGAGGACGAUGAUGAUGACGGCAAUGACUUGGUUCCCUUGGAUACCCAUGGUGAAUGUCGGUGUAUGUGUUGUUGUGUGAGGGAGGGGUGAAAAGAUGGGACCCGUCUAAUGUAGAAUUGCCAAUAGAGAUACAGUGGCAGCAAUAGCAGCAGUGUAGACUCGACUGUGCUGUUCCUCUGGCGAUGGUGUUUUGGGCGACGGCGGGGUCGACUAGAAGCGGAUCGAGGGUUGUCUUAGAUCGGCCGUUGAGCAGGAAUGCAAAUUCUCUUAGUGUGGAAGCAGAGAGUAUAGCAGACUAUUUGACGAUGGAAAAAUGAGAAUAGAUUUGUCUUUUGGAUGGAAUGCAGAUAGAUGGGCUGCUUGGUGGGAAAACCAGC